This is a messenger RNA of Bipolaris maydis ATCC 48331, 1169 nucleotides long. RefSeq lists its product as uncharacterized. Lineage: Eukaryota; Fungi; Ascomycota; Dothideomycetes; Pleosporales; Pleosporaceae. Gene Ontology annotation, molecular function: FAD binding. The record is from RefSeq and is a predicted model, not a curated record.
AUGCCGUUCGAAUCUACCAUUGAAGGCGCCAAGCUUGGAGGUACAGGUCCAGAAUCCGACGUCAUCAUUGCGGGAGCAGGUCCUGUUGGCUUACUGCUCGCUCUCCUCCUUGCUCGAAAGGGCAUACGUUCCAAGGUAUUCGAGAAGGGUGCAGAGCUGGAUACCUCUCCUCGAGCGGCACUCCACUAUCCACUUGUUCCUGAAGUUUUCAAGGACGCCGGGAUUUAUGACAUUGUUUUCCAACGCGGCAGUCAUUUAGGUGGCCCUCUAUGGCGUAAACGUAUCAUCGACGAUGGCAAUGGCGGAAAAGCACUAGGGCCGGUAAUAGCAGAGCUAGAAACAUUUAAACGGGGAGAUGAUGGAUUUUUUGAAGAAGGAAAAGUCGCUAUUAUCUUUGUGCAAGGGGCCUUGGUCCAGGUGCUGCUGGAAGAAGCCACCAAAACGAAUCUUGUCGAGGUUCACUUCAGCACGCCUAUUAUGGGAUUGGAGCAAGACCAGCAUAGAGUCUCAUCUCGAAAAGCUCCCGGGUUACUUCGCGAGAUCGUGCCCAGGAAACCUGGACUGUGGCGCUUUGCAAUGGCUGUUCCUGACGAAACAUUGACGAACGAGGAGGUAGGGGAUCCUAAAUAUGUGCAUGAACUUCUCCUCAAAUAUUUGGAUGGUCCACGACCUGCCGAGUGUAAUUUGGUUCGUCGUCGUGCUAACCGACUGACUGCACCAGCUCUUGGCAAAGUUCUUCUCGCUGGUGAUGCGGCGCAUGUCAACAAUCCUGUUGGCGGACUUGGGUUAUGCACCGGUUUGUUGGAUGUUGACCUUCUCUCUCAGGCACUUGAUCUGAUAAUCAACCAUGAUUAUCAUGAUCCGCAAGACUUGCUAGCAGAGUACUCAGCAGCUUGGCAAUUUGUAUUCCAGACAUUCGUGAGCCCCAUAAGCAGUGCGAACAAAAUCCGACUUCACGAAAGUGAUCCAGACGAUGCCGCUGGUGAGGAUUGGUUUUUCCGGAUUUUACGGAGAAAUAUUCCACAAGAGAUAGAGAAGGCAGUCACGCCACUACAACAGGUCUGGAGGACUGAUAUUCGUUCGAUCAUCAAGGACCCAAUGAAGCAAAAGUUGUAGGGGGUUUAGAGUACACAGCGAGUAUGAGGCAUACUUAAAAUACAACUGCUUCA